CAUAGACUUGCCAUAGACGGUGAAUCACACUCCCGAUUUAUCUCUUAUUUUCAUUGUAUUGUAUUGUUCUGCAUCAUUCUAUGCAUUUGCGCUAUUUUAUGACAAUCUAAUCGGAUCAGAUUCUGCACCUGAUUGAACUAUAAUAAGACAGCAGGCUUUAAUUGCCUAAUCGAACCAAUUUUUUCUAGUUUGUAUCAAGAUGGCUAAACCAAAAACAGAAGAUGCUUCUGAAGAAGCGAAGAAAAUCGUCGAUGACGCAAAAAAUUUUAUCGAAAAAGCUAUUGGCGAUAUUGGAAAAACGUCUGCAACAAAACAACUUAUUUUGGGAACUGCGUCAGGAUGGAUUACCGGUUUUAUAACAAUGAAAAUCGGAAAAUUUGCUGCUGUUGGAAUUGGUGGAGGUGUUAUAUUGUUGCAUAUUGCUAGCCAAAAAGGUUACAUUGAUAUUAACUGGGAUAAAAUCAAUAAGAAAGUUGACAAGAUCAGCGAUAAAAUUGAGAAAGAGGCUACAGGAAAAUCUCCCGAUUGGUUCGAAAAAGUAGAGAGAUUUGUGGAUCGUAAAAUUGACAAAGCUGAAGAUUUGUUAAAGAAAAAAGAGAAAAAAGCAAAGAAAUGGUUUAACAAUGUCACUGGUGAUGAUCACUACAAAGCAACUGAAACGCACAUAUUUUUAACAUCCUUUGUUGCUGGCAUGGCUAUUGGCCUUCUUUGUGGCAAAUAAACAUUCAUUAGUCACAUCUAUUAUCCCUACAGUAGAUCUGUUUAACAUUUAUUAGAUUUGUGAUCAACAUAGUAUGCAUAAGAAAUGUAUAUGAUUUAAAAUAUUGUAUCUCACUUUCAGUAUUGUUAAUUAUUGUGCAAUAAAUGUAAUAAUUUAAAAUCUAA
Papilio polytes (common Mormon) is the source of this 885-nucleotide messenger RNA. RefSeq names its product FUN14 domain-containing protein 1A. The transcript has 3 exons. The record is from RefSeq and is a predicted model, not a curated record. Gene Ontology annotation, cellular component: mitochondrial outer membrane. Lineage: Eukaryota; Metazoa; Arthropoda; Insecta; Lepidoptera; Papilionidae. The coding region runs from base 200 to 721 and encodes 173 amino acids. Gene Ontology annotation, biological process: autophagy of mitochondrion.